Mandrillus leucophaeus (drill) is the source of this 2945-nucleotide messenger RNA. RefSeq names its product olfactomedin 4 (gene OLFM4). Lineage: Eukaryota; Metazoa; Chordata; Mammalia; Primates; Cercopithecidae. Gene Ontology annotation, biological process: signal transduction. The record is from RefSeq and is a predicted model, not a curated record. The coding region runs from base 95 to 1615 and encodes 506 amino acids. The transcript has 5 exons.
UUUUCCUACAUGCUGGCCAUGGGGAAAUCCCCACUGGGCCCUAUAAGAAGCCCCUGGGCUCUGUGCAGAGCCGAGCUCUAGCUAAGAGGACAAGAUGAGGCCCGGCCUCUCAUUUCUCCUAGCCCUUCUGUUCUUCCUUGGCCAGGCUGCAGGGCAUUUGGGGGAUGCGGGACCCCCAAUUCCUAGCCCCAGCUUCAGCACCUUCCCAGGCGUUGACUCCAGCUCCAGCUUCAGCUCCAGCUCCAGCUACAACGGCAGCUCAGGCAGCGGAGGUUCUGUGUCCCAGUUGUUUUCCAAUGUCACCGGCUCUGUGGAUGACCGUGGGACCUGCCAGUGCUCUGUUUUCCUGCCAGACACCACCUUUCCCGUGGACAGAGUGGAACGCUUGGAAUUCACAGCUCAUGUUCUUUCUCAGAAGUUCGAGAAAGAGCUUUCUAAAGUAAAGGAAUAUGUCAAAUUAAUCAGUGUGUAUGAAAAGAAACUGUUAAACCUAACUGUCCGAAUUGAGAUCAUGGAGAAGGAUACCAUUUCUUACACUGAACUGGACUUUGAACUGAUCAAGGUAGAAGUGAAGGAGAUGGCGAAACUGGUCGUACAGCUGAAGGAGAGUUUUGGUGGAAGCUCAGAAAUUGUUGACCAGCUGGAGGUGGAGAUAAGGAAUAUUACUCUCCUGGUAGAGAAGCUUGAGACGCUUGACAAAAACAAUGUCCUUGCCAUUCGCCGAGAAAUCGUGGCUCUGAAGACCAAGCUGAAAGAGUGUGAGGCCUCUAAAGGUCAAAACACCCCUGUCGUCCACCCUACUCCCACUCCAGGGAGCUGUGAUCAUGGUGGUGUGGUGAACAUCAGCAAACCGUCUGUGGUUCAGCUCAACUGGAGAGGGUUUUCUUAUCAGUAUGGUGCUUGGGGUAGGGAUUACUCUCCCCAGCAUCCAAGCAAAGGACUGUAUUGGGUGGCACCAUUGAAUACAGAUGGGAAACUGUUGGAGUAUUACAGGCUGUACAACACACUGGAUGAUUUGCUGUUGUACGUAAAUGCUCGUGAGUUGCGGAUCACCUAUGGCCAAGGUAGUGGUACAGCAGUUUACAACAACAACAUGUACAUCAACAUGUACAACACCAGGAAUAUUGCCAGAGUUAACCUGACCACCAACACGAUUGCUGUGACUCAAACUCUCCCUAAUGCUGCCUAUAAUAACCGUUUUUCAUAUGCUAAUGUUGCUUGGCAAGAUAUUGACUUUGCUGUGGAUGAGAAUGGAUUGUGGGUGAUUUAUUCAACUGAAGCCAGCACUGGUAACAUAGUGAUUAGUAAACUCAAUGACACCACACUUCAGGUGCUAAACACUUGGUAUACCAAGCAGUAUAAACCAUCUGCUUCUAAUGCCUUCAUGGUAUGUGGGGUUCUGUAUGCCACCCGUACUCUGAACACCAGAACAGAAGAGAUUUUUUACUAUUAUGACACAAACACAGGGAAAGAGGGCAAACUAGACAUUGUAGUGCAUAAGAUGCAGGAAAAAGUGCAGAGCAUUAACUAUAACCCUUUUGACCGGAAACUUUAUGUCUAUAAUGAUGGUUACCUUCUGAAUUAUGAUCUUUUUUUCUUGCAGAACCCCCAGUAAGCUGUUUAGGAGUUAGGGUGAAAGAGAAAUAAAAUGUAUGUUGAAAAAAUAGUCUUCUCCGCUUACUUAGAUAUCUGCAGGGGUGUCUAAAAGUGUGUUCUUUUUGCAGCAAUAUUUAGGUGCAUAGUUCUACCACACUAGAGACCUAGGACAUUUGUCUUGAUUUGGUGAGUUCUCUUGGGAGCCAUCUUCAGAUGGCUCUUCAGGCAAGAAAAUGCCUCUUCAGGUGCAUUUUCCAGUAAAGUCUGUCUAGGGUAGGAUUGUUAGAGUUCUAGGGGCACUGUGGGCCUAGUGAAGCCUACCGUGAGGAGGCUUCACUAGAAGCCUUAAAUUAGGAAUUAAGGAACUUAAAGAGAACUCAGUAUGACUUCUAGGGAUCCUUUGUACAGGAAAGAUUGCCCAGUGACCAGUCCUCAUCCAUGAGUCCCACUAAUUAUUUCAUGCCUGGAAGGAACCUGGGGGCUUAGUUAGGUAGAUUAAUAUCUGGAGCUCCUUGAGGGACCAAAUCACCAACUUUUUUUUUUUUUUCCUCACUAGCACCUGGAAUGAUGCUUUGUAUGUGGCAGAUAAGUAAAUUUGGCAUGCUUGUCUAUUCUACGUCUGUAAAGUGCUGAGUUUUACGGAGGGAGGCCUUUUUAUGCGUUAAAUUGUACAUGGCAGAUCAAUCCCAGAAGGAUCUGCAGAUGAGGCACCUGCUUUUUCUUUUCUCUCAUUGUCCACCUAACUAAAAGUCAGUAGAACCCUCUACCUCAUAACUUCCUUCCAAAGGCAGCUCAGAAGAUUAGAACCAGACUUACUAACCAAUUCCCGUCCCCCACCCCCUCUCUACUGCCUGCAGUAAAAAAAUUAAUAGUUUUCUAUGGAACUGAUCUAAGAUUAGAAAAAUUAAUUUUCUUUGAUUUCAUCAUGAACUUUUAUUUACAUGGCUCUAAGACUAUAAGAAAAUCUGAUGGCAGCGAUAAAGUGCUAGCAUUUAUUGUUACAUAAUAAAGAUCUUGGAGCAUAUGUGCGACUUAUGAGCAUAUCAAUUGUUGCAUGUCAUUUUUGCCUUUGUUUAAGCCUGGAACUUGUAAGAAAAUGAAAAUUCAAUUUUUUUUUUCUUUCUAGGACAAGCUAUACAAAAGCCAUUGAGAGUAUCUAGUUAAUCAGUGCAGUAGUUGGGAAACUUGCGGGUGUAUGUGAUGUGCUUCUGUGCUUUUGAAUGACUUUAUCGUCUGGUCUUUGUCUGUUUUUCCUUUGAUGUUCAAGUCCCAGUCUAUAGGAUUGGCUAUUUAAAUGCUUUACUCCCCUUUUUAAAAUAAAUGUUUAAAAUGUGCCUUGAAAAAAGUCA